AUCCCUCUUCCAUUCUCCUUUUAGAGAGAGAGAGAGAGAGAGAGAGAGAGAGCGCCUCUGGUUCGUGGGUUUCGAAUUGGACAUAUAGCUCGUUUUCUUCGAUCAGUGUUUUAUAUAGCUCAUCCUCUGUCGGUUUCAAUCAAUUAGCGGUUUAAUUGUCGAGCUUUGAGCGGAUGGGGGGAUUGGUGGCGGAGGCGGCAGCGGCGCCGAUUUGCUUCAUGAGAUGGGACGAGGUGUUUGUGUCGAGCGACAAAGGGCGGAGGGAGGUCCAUUACUAUUUGAAACGCAGAGACGGCAGUUCAGAUCUGGCGGUGGUAGGCAAAGAGAAGAGCUUGCGGCACAUGUCCUAUCAUUAUGCUUUCCGAAUCCGGUCCUUGUUCUCCAUGUCGUCGCUCGUUAAGCUUAAAUCUCGCAGAGAGGUCAUCGAUUGGCUCGAUUGCGUUGUUGCAGAUACGUCAUUUCUCAAAUCACCCGAUUUGGGUGGGAGUGUGUCGGAUGGUAUAGAUGCUUGCAAGUUGGGGAUUGAAAUCUUUAAGGAUACAGUAUUGCGGAAGCUAGGCAACCAUACCACUGAGUUUCUGUGGUUAGGCUCUCCUUGGACAUGCAGAAAAAAACGGAGGCAUUAUCAAUCAUUUAGCCGGAACAGUGUUGUAGUUUCGGUUCAUGAUUUUGUAUUUGUUUUAGCCGAGGAGGAUAAACGUCUUGUUGCAUACUUGGAAGAUAUGUAUGAGGAUUCUAGGGGCAACAAGAUGGUUGUGGUACGGUGGUUUCACAAAGUUGAUGAGGUUGGUAUUGUUUUGCCUCACAAUUUUAAUGAUAGGGAGAUUUUCUUUUCUCUUUGUCUUCAAGAUCUCAGUAUUGAAUGCAUAGAUGGAUUAGCUACCGUCCUCAGCCCCCAUCAUUUUGAGAAAUUCAAGAGAGAGGCAACGCAUACCCUUUUGGAACCCUUUGUAUGCUGCAAGCAGUUUGAAAAUGACGAUGUCCAGCCCUUUGACAUUACUCAAGUUAGAGGUUAUUGGAAACAGGAGAUACUUAGAUACAUGCACACACUUGCUUCUUCAAAGGUUCAAGGGAGUUCUCAACAGCCAGAUGAAGGGUUGGAAGUGGAAGAAAAUGAUGGUGCCAAUGAUAUCAGACCUAAAAAGAGGUAUCAUUCUUCAAGAAAUGAUGACAUGCGCUUGCAAUACUGUGACCGAAAGGAGUUUCCGGAUGCUGUAUAUGGGAAUGUGGUGAAUCUAAGUAAAGAUGGGACUGAUUGCAGAAGUAAAAGUGAAGCCUUUUGCCUUGGAAGAAGAGGUUCUUCUGUUUUACCUCGUAAAGACGUGAAGAAAAUUCCGCAGCACCAUUUAGUGAUUGGCUCCCAGGUUGAAGUCCUCUCACAAGACAGUGGCAUUAGAGGGUGUUGGUUCAAAGCUUUGAUUAUCAAAACGUACAAAGAUAAAGUGAAGGUGCAAUAUCAAGAUAUUCAGGAUGCAGCUGAUGAAGCUAAAAAACUGGAGGAAUGGAUUUUGGCCUCUAAGCUUGCAGCUUCUGAUCAAUUGGGUCUUUGGACUUGUGGUAGGCCAAUUGUGCGGCCAUCUCCACCGUCUAACAAAGGUAGAGUUUCAUGGGCUGUUGAUGUUGGGACUGUUGUGGAUGUCUGGUGGCACGAUGGAUGGUGGGAAGGGAUUGUAGUUCAGAAGGAUUCUGAUGGCAGACUGCAUGUGUAUUCCCCAGGAGAGAAGCAGGUGUUGAUUGUUGGUCGUGGUGAAUUAAGACAUUCUCAAGAGUGGUUGGGUAAAGGAUGGGCUCAAAUUAAUGACAGGCCGGAACUUGUGAGCUUAAUCUCAUGUAGUUUAGAUACAAAGCAAGUUGUGGGAAAGUGUUCAGAUGACGUGUCAGCACAAUCUGCAGUCUGCGAUAGCGAGCCGCUAGAGAAAGAAGAAACCAGAUGGAAUAAUUCUGUUCCGCUUGCUGAAGAUGAUAAAGAUGAAAGGGUUAAAGAACUGGGCAAGGUUCCAGAUCUUUUGAAGGAUGAUCUACUUGCCCAGCUGAAGUGGAGGUCCUCAAGGAAGAGAAGACGUGGAAACGGAAACUCUGUCCAGAAGCUGCAUUGCGUUGUUUUGGAUGGUAAAAGCACCCGUGGCCUUGUGGGAUCCGGUGCUUGUGAAAGUUUUAUGAUUUCAUCGUCGCUGAAAGUUGACCAUGAGAACUGCAAAUAUUUAGGGGAUUCUCUUUUCAGUUCUUCAGUCGCGCCUCCGCUAACAAGUUUAGUGAUGUAG
Molecule: messenger RNA, 2261 nt
Organism: Pyrus x bretschneideri (Chinese white pear)
Lineage: Eukaryota; Viridiplantae; Streptophyta; Magnoliopsida; Rosales; Rosaceae
Exons: 6
Coding region: 174-2261 (695 amino acids)
Molecular function (GO): chromatin binding
Source: RefSeq, a predicted model, not a curated record